Molecule: messenger RNA, 753 nt
Organism: Trypanosoma brucei brucei TREU927
Lineage: Eukaryota; Euglenozoa; Kinetoplastea; Trypanosomatida; Trypanosomatidae
Exons: 1
Coding region: 1-753 (250 amino acids)
Biological process (GO): N-terminal protein amino acid methylation
Cellular component (GO): cytoplasm
Molecular function (GO): methyltransferase activity
Source: RefSeq, a predicted model, not a curated record
AUGCCCGCACGUGGCUGUGCCCCUGUUGAUGAGCAGAUCGCUGGGACAGACACGGAAGGACGACGCUACAGGUCAGUGGAGGAGAUGUGGGGACGCGAGUUGCAGGGUAACUUGUACGACGCGAAGACAGGGUGGUAUGGUAAGUCUCUCCAGUACUGGGGCAGCGUUCCGGCUACCGUCAGCGGUGUACUGGGCGGUAUGGAUCAUGUGCAUGAUAUCGACAUCCGUGAUUCACGCGCUUUCAUAUGCUGCUUGCCGGAGCGCGGCACUACACGUGCACUUGACUGCGGUGCCGGUAUUGGUCGAAUCACCAAGUCCCUUUUGUGCCACUUAUACGAUGUGACAGAUCUUCUGGAACCGGUGGCAAGCAUGCUGGAGAAGGCGAAAGAGGAACUUGAGGGGUUUCCAGUGGGCGAUUUCUUUCAGUCGUCGAUGGAGACAGCGAAGCUUCAACCGAAGACAUACGACCUCAUUGUUAUUCAAUGGGCGGCGAUCUAUCUGACAGACGAGGACUUUGUUGCUUUCUUGGUACGCUGCAAGGAGGCACUGACACCGAAGGGGUACAUAUUCUUCAAGGAGAAUUGCGCGUCUGACGACGAGUUCAUUGUUGACAAGGAGGACAGUAGCCUGACGCGAUCCGACAAGCACUACAAGCGUAUAUUUGCCGCUGCCGGUAUUGAGGUUGUUAAGGAGGCUAUGCAAGGCGAUUGGCCUGAUGAUCUGCUGAAGGUGAAGAUGUACGCACUACGCUAA